Fragaria vesca subsp. vesca is the source of this 928-nucleotide messenger RNA. Its product is annotated as non-specific lipid-transfer protein-like. Gene Ontology annotation, cellular component: membrane. Lineage: Eukaryota; Viridiplantae; Streptophyta; Magnoliopsida; Rosales; Rosaceae. The record is from RefSeq and is a predicted model, not a curated record. Gene Ontology annotation, biological process: lipid transport. Gene Ontology annotation, molecular function: lipid binding. The transcript has 2 exons. Bases 72 to 422 code for a protein of 116 amino acids.
UCAAGCUCCCAACUCUAGUGAUCACAAAAGCCAUUCCUACACAUAUUUCUUUAUCUUCUCGAUACUCCAUUAUGGCCUCUGCAGUGAUGAAGCUUGCUUUGGUUGCUCUCAUUUGCAUUGUGGUAGCCGUCCCCGUCGCCCAAGCCAUCACUUGCGGCCAAGUGACCCAAAACGUGGCACCCUGCUUCAACUACGUCAAGAGUGGUGGCGCUGUCCCUGCCGCUUGCUGCAACGGAAUUCGCAGCCUCAACAGCGCGGCCAAGACCACCGCUGACCGCAAGCAAACUUGCAAUUGCCUGAAGAGUGCAGCUGGAAGCAUCAAGGGACUUAACGCUAACCUCGCCGCCGGUCUUCCCGGCAAGUGUGGUGUCAACGUUCCCUACAAGAUCAGCACCUCCACCAACUGCAACAAUGUGAAAUGAAGAGCUUGACGAGAAGUCAUUUUUCGGCCGCAGAGAUCAUAUUAUUAUUAACGUGAGAAUAAAGUUGUGGGUGUUUAUGAGAUCCACUUGGGAUUCCUCAUGAAGGAAUCCUUAAGUUAUCGUUCUGUAUGUCAUCUCCUAGGUCACAAUCUAUGUAGCUCGUCUAUUUAGAAAUUAAUAAUAGUACUUAAAUUUCAAACUGUUGUUGCCGAGCUCUGUCGUUUUCUUCUCCUAUGCUUCCUUCAUCACUUGCAACCUUCCAGCCCCUCCCUCUAUCAUUCAUAUUGAGCAGAAUUGGGGGGAAAUAAAGAUCGAGGAACUGUUGAGCUCUAUAUAAGAUUAUAAUCUUGCUUAUUGCCAAUAAACUCGCAAUCUCACAAGUCGGAAAUGGUUUAUCACCGAUUAGGUGUGAUUAAGCAGAUGAAAUAUAAUAUACCUAAAGAUUGUCCUAAAUAUGGGAUUGAGUGUAGGAAUGAUCCAUGAAUAUAUGAAAGAUUGUUAAUAUU